Molecule: messenger RNA, 2328 nt
Organism: Lachancea sp. 'fantastica'
Lineage: Eukaryota; Fungi; Ascomycota; Saccharomycetes; Saccharomycetales; Saccharomycetaceae
Source: the annotation of a GenBank genome assembly
AUGAUACUGCGACGUUCAGGCGCUUCAAAGGUGUAUCGCGCCGCUUACCACGGCCAACUGAGGCUUCUGGCAACAACUUCUACCUUAAGAUCCAAGCUUGACAUCAGAAAAGUGUUCGAUAACCAACGGUACUGGCGAGAGAUAAAUGAUGAAAGCUACCGUGCAGCCGACCACAACAACAGUAUCCUUGGGAGAAUCAAAAAUGCGACCAAAGUCGCAGAUAAGCUAGAAACAGGCCUUUUCCAAAAUCCGUACCUUACAUCGAGUCAGGGUCUGCGAAAGUUUAGCCUUAGGACUUUGGAAGAGGCACAGCAACUGGUGGAUACCAUGCGUUCCGAUCGCUCCACUCACGGCUAUUUGACAUACAUUCAAAGGCUCGACAGACUUAGCGAUAUGCUGUGCCGAGUAAUCGAUCUGUGCGAGUUCGUACGGGCUUCGCAUCCAGAUCCGCAUUUUGUUCAAGCCGCACAACUAUGCCAUGAAGAAAUGUUCGAAUUCAUGAAUGUUUUGAAUACCGAUACUUCUCUUUGCGAAAUACUCAAAUCUGUGCUAGCAGACCCGGCGUUUGUGAGCAAGCUCAGCGAUGAGGAAGUACGGGUAGGUAAGAUACUCCUGGAAGAUUUUGAAAAAUCGGGCAUCGACAUGGCUCCUGAAAUCGGGGAACAGUUUAUAAGUCUGUCACAGCAGAUCAGUCUUGUGGGACAGGAUUUCAUCAACAAUACCGACUACGCAAAAACUCAAAGCGUGUCGAUACCUUGUUCUGAUCUGGAAAAAAGCGGAAUGAGUAAAGUUCUGCUUGCUCAGCUCUCGCGUGACGCUCGCGGGCGUAGCUACAAGAUCCCAACGCAUGGCUAUACCCCUUUUGCCAUCUUGAGAAGUUGCCCGGAUGAGAACAUCAGGAUGAAAGUGUGGACCGCAAUGCAUAGCUGUCCGGAUCAUCAGAUUGUAAGAUUGAAGCAGAUGGUGAAGCUGAGAGGAUACUUGGCUCAUAUCAUGGGCAAAGAAAGUUACGCACAGUACCAGUUAGAGGGCAAAAUGGCGAAAUCACCAGUAUACGUUCGUGGUUUCGUACAAUCUUUAAUGGAUACUACUAAGCCAUUGGCUGUUCAGGAGUUAAGGGUGCUAGCAGAUUUGAAAAGUGAACAUAUCGGUGUCAAAAAGCCGAGUACGGACUCUGAAGUUUUGGAUUUAGUGCGUCCCUGGGACCGCGACUUCUAUAGCGCUGUGAAUGCCCUUCAACAACAGCGGAAAACGCUGGAAAACGAACAGAUCAAGUCAUAUUUUUCUUUGGGAACGGUCGUUCAAGGUCUAUCAAAUCUUUUCCAAAGCAUCUAUGGCAUACGCUUAGAGCCAGUAGUUGCUAGUCCCGGAGAAACAUGGUCACCGGAAGUUCGUCGGAUAAAUGUGGUCAGCGAUACCGAAGGUAUCAUUGGUGUUGUGUAUUGCGAUCUUUUCGAGCGCCAAGGCAAAACGACAAACCCUGCACAUUUCACGGUGUGCUGUUCACGCCAAAUUUAUUCAGAAGAAACAGAUCUCUCUACAAUUCAAAUUGGGCAGCUAAAGUCAACAGGUGAGAGGUUCCAGCUACCAGUGAUCUCACUCGUGUGUAGUUUUGCUCAAGGGACGGAAUCCGACGAAAGCGCAUGUCUGCUACAGUUUAGCGACGUGGAGACAUUAUUCCAUGAAAUGGGGCACGCCAUGCAUUCGAUGCUUGGGAGAACAUCGUUACAAAACAUCAGUGGAACUCGUUGUGCGACCGAUUUUGUGGAGCUUCCUAGCAUUUUGAUGGAGCAUUUUGCUCGCGACCCUCGCGUCCUAUCCAGUAUUGGCAAACACUACAUUAGCAAUAAGCCUGUGCCACUUGAGCUGCUGAAGCUGAAUCAAAACGAAUCAAACUAUCUGCAGCACACUGAAACGUACUCCCAAGCCAAAAUGGCUAUGUUGGACCAGGGCAUUCAUUCUUCAGCCAUGCUGACAGACCAGCCUGUAGACGUCGUGCAGAUGUACCAUAACUUGGAAAAAAAGCUCGAAGUUCUGAGCGAUGACAAGAGCAACUGGUGUGGGCGAUUUGGACAUCUAUUUGGCUACGGCGCCACUUACUACAGCUACUUAUUUGAUAGAGCUAUUGCUAGCAAGGUGUGGAGUCACUUGUUUGCCCAUGAUCCUUUUAGUAGACAAAAUGGCGAUAAAUUCAAGAACGCUGUGCUCAAAUGGGGUGGAUCGAAAGAUCCGUGGGAAUGCAUUGCAGACGCAUUGGAUAAUCAAGAGCUAUGCAAGGGAGAUGAGAAUGCCAUGAAGUUUAUUGGUCAAACAGAGGAUAUUUUGUGA